Stylophora pistillata is the source of this 4391-nucleotide messenger RNA. RefSeq lists its product as uncharacterized. Gene Ontology annotation, molecular function: zinc ion binding; helicase activity; ATP binding. Gene Ontology annotation, cellular component: intracellular anatomical structure. NCBI's taxonomy places the organism in Eukaryota, Metazoa, Cnidaria, Anthozoa, Scleractinia, Pocilloporidae. The record is from RefSeq and is a predicted model, not a curated record.
UAAACUUGAGGUGUAUCAGGACCAAAUCGAUGGUGACAUUGCGAGAGCUCGCUCAGAGGCACCCUCAACUGCAGACGUGUGGCAAGAUCUGACUUCAAACUUCAUUCAACUCAUCCCACAUUGUGAGAUCUCCACCUGCAGGUUCAAGCUUCAGGUGUCAAGGUCACAUGAUCUCAAACAGCGAUCUACCACGACUGCAGACAGUUUCUCUUUCAAAGAAGAGAGAGGAUACGAAGAGAGGAUAACGAUCUCACGAGGGCAAAAAGGAGAGCGAUUUCACCAAGAAGAAACGUUGAUUUGAACAGUAACUCAAACUUAUCAAGAUGUCUUCAGGAGAAGCUCAAUUUCACGAUGAAAAUGGCAAUCAUAUACCGGAAAAAGAAGAAGGGAACAGUGUUAGUGUCGAUUCGGAUUCUUAUUACUGUUACCAAAAUGAAAACGAUCAGUUGGAUACACCCAGGAGCCCUAUAUGUGAAGAUGGUACCCCUUUUGGUUUACCAGAUGUAGAAUCACAACUUCCUACGGUGGCUGAAGAAAGGGAAUCUCCAGGAAGGGGUAAAAAAAAUCAAAGAACGAAACGUCAACGAUCUGCAUCACUUCCUGGACAUAACUCAGUGAAGGAUGUAAGUGACGACGUAGACGCACAUUCUUCUUCCAGACGGGGAAGUGACGACUCUCCAUCUUUACAACAAAAAAAUUGCAGACGUAGAACGCGUCCGGGUGCCCAAGGUAAACCGAAGAAAAUCGCCGGUAAACAGUCUGAUGACACUUUAGAGACUUCAAAGCAUGAAAGGGAUCUAGGAUACAGAGAUAAGACGCAAAAACACUCUACAAAAACUGGAAAAAAGUCUAGAGGUGAAGGAAACAAGAGAGUUACUUGUCAACCUUUCGCUGAACAACCCUGUCACUUGGCCAUCAAACCUCCCUCAGAGCGCCCUGUCAAUCAAAAUCUCAUCAACAGAGUUAGUGUUGAUUCAGAUUCUUAUUGGUGUUACCAAAAUGAAAAAGAUCAGUUAGGUACACCCAAGAGCCCUAUAUGUGAAGAUGGUAUCCCGUUUGGUUUACCAGAUGUAGAAUCACAACUUCCUACAGUGGCUGAAGAAAGGGAAUCUCCAGGAAGGGGUAAAAAAAAUCAAAGAAUGAAACGUCACCGAUCUGCAUCCAUUCCUAGACAUAACUCAGUGAAGGAUGUAAGUGACGACGAAGGCGCACAUUCUUCUUCCAGACGGGGAAGUGACGACUCUCUAUCUUUGCAACAAAAAAAUUGCAGACAUAGAACGCAUCGGGGUGCCCAAGGUAAACCGAAGAAAAUCGCCGGCAAACAGUCUGGUGACACUUUAGGGACUUCCAAGCGUGCAAGGGAUCUAGGAUACAGAGAUAAGACGCAAAAACACUCUACAAAAACUGGAAAAAAGUCUAGAGGUGAAGGAAACAAGAGAGUUACUUGUCAACCUUUCGCUAAACAACCCUGUCAUUUGGUCAUCAAACCUCGCUCAGAGCGCCCUGUCAAUCAAGAUCUCAUCACACGCUACCUUAGUGUAUAUCUUGGUGACGAGAUCACGUUUCAUCAUGAGAAAACUAAGCCAACUGAUGGUGGGUGUGUCGAAUUUACAAUUGUAUUCCUGAAUUACGAGCAAGGAAGAAGAGCAGAACAAAUCCUUCAAGAAAAUAUUAAGGAAAUCGGAGAGAAAAUUGAAAUUUCCAUUCUCUCGGAAGAAACACGCAACGCGAUGUUUUUGGCCGAGUGUUCAGCAGAGCUUCAAAACGAGAUGACGGCAAUUGAAAAACAGCAUGCUAAGAAGAUAGAGAAAAUCAGUCGUCGUAUUAAAGGUCUUCGUGUGAAAAAGCACAUUUCUCCAAUUGAAUUUGAAAAAAUAUGCUCGGAGAGAAAAGUCCUCAAGCACAAGAAGGAGGAACUUGAGUCACAGCUCCAACAAUUUCGACGUUUUGACGUUCACAUAACAUCUAUUCUAGGCGCCCAAAGAGGGUUGCCAACUUCCAGUGUUCAGAGUACAGUGAAGAAACUAAGGGAAGCCCUUGGUAGAGAAUGUCACCAGAUCGAAGUAGCCCUUCCAAUAUACGCGAAAAAAACCGAAAUUACUCAGCUUGUAAAGGACAAUCAGGUCUGCGUUAUUCUUGGAGAAACUGGAUCGGGUAAAAGUACGCAGAUGACCCAAUAUCUGUACGAGGCUGGUUUUGCUGAGAAGGGAUUGAUCGUUUGUACCCAGCCCCGUAAAGUUGCUGCGACAAGUUUAGCAUCCCACGUCGCUCGAGAAAUGGUUGUGAGGGAUACCAACCUAGUUUGUCUUCCUCUUCAUGGAAAGCUACGUCAAGAGGAGCAAAAGAAAGUGUUCAAAGAAAACGGGCAUAAACGCAAGGUGAUAUUUGCUACCAACUGUGCGGAAACUUCCAUUACUAUUCCUGGUAUAAGGUAUGUGGUGGACACUGGUAUGGUGAAGGAAAUGAAUUUCGAACCGAAACGCAACAAAAGUUCUUUAGAGGUGACAACAAUCAACAAAAGUUCUGCUGAACAGCGAAAAGGAAGGGCAGGAAGGACACAAGCAGGAAAGUGCUUUAGACUCUACAGCCAAGAGGACUAUGAGGCCAUGGAAGACCAAUUAAAACCAGAGAUCCUAAGGGUUCAUCUUGGCCAGGCCGUGCUGAAGCUGAUGGAACUUGGCAUUGAAGAUAUCAGAGACUUCGAAUUCGUGGAAUCGCCACCUUUAGACUCAAUAAACCGUGCAUUAGGGUUGUUGAAUUCUCUUGGUGCCAUGGCAAACGGAAAACUUACUCAAUUGGGAGGCAAAAUUGCCCGUGUUCCGGUAGAGCCGCGCUUGGCAAAGGUCAUAUUUGAAGGAAUUGAAAAAGGUGUGGGUGCAGAUGCGUUAGCGUUGGCGGCCAUUGCAACUGCAGGUGGGAGCAUUUUCUUCCGCAUGGGAAGCGAAGAGGAGAAGCAGGCAGCCGACAGUAGAAAAGUAUGUUUCUGCAUGGAUGGUGGUGACGUGCUGACGUUGUUAGAAGUGUACAGGCAAUACCUCAAGCAACCCAAACGUUUACGUGAACGUAACAAGUGGGCGGUUGCAAACAGCUUAAACGCAAAGUCACUUCGCAUGACUGACGAGACCAUCAAAGAGCUCAAGCUGACGUUAAAGCAUGAAUUGAAGAUAACGAUCCCGGAUACGUUGCAGCAAGACUCGAAAAAUGAUGUGAAACUUCAAAAGAUCUUGUUGUCUUGUUAUGCUACGAACUUAUGCGUGUUUACUGGUCACGAGAAAGCAGGAUACAGAGUGUUGUCUUCAAACCAGUGUGUUCAAGUGCAUCCAUCGUCAGCACUCAAGUUUAUUGGAGCAACGCCUCAGUUCAUUGUUUUUGACCAACUGCUCAAGACAUCUCGUGAGUUUGUCGUCAACAUUACCCCUGUGGAAGAGACGUGGCUCAGGGAAAUGAUUUCAACAGGAGCUCUCAUGUAUGACUUGGACCACCUAUUGUCGACUGUACUGACUGAAAAUCUACUGCUAUGCAGUCCAGAAAUUAUGAAUUUAACGUUUGGAGGAUACAGAAGACGAAACCUUAAUCAAAUUGAGGAGAAGGUGUCGAAGUCAUGCGAUGACAGCUUAGUCGUGUUAGAUGAGGACAAAUUGCGGGGGCAAAUAAAGAUCUUCGCUCCUGAACAGCACACAGUAAAAGCUCUGUCAGUGAUGGGGAGUAUCUUAGAGGAAAAAAGAAAGAUGCUGAGGAAUGAGGAAAGAGAAGAGCCCUUGAGGGAAGAGUUCCCAGGAAGUAGAAUUGUUUGGGGACAAGGCGGAGAAAUAAGGGAGGUCUGUUUUGUGCUGCAAAUGGUUGCAACAAAACAUUGCUGUUGGGGAGAGUGCAAAAAUGAUUCUAGAUUUCCUCAUUUGCUUCAUCCUGCUUUAAAGAAGAGAUUACAGGAAGGCAAACUGAUAUUUUUGCCAUUCCCGAAGAAGUCUCAAGAACUCGAGAGAUGCCUUCAAUGUGGUCGAGGUAAAGAUUUUACUGUAGACAAAGUAACAAAAUACACCUAUAUAUGCUACUUGCAUUGGCCGGGAGAGGCAGGGCCUACAAAGGAGUUUGGUGUGCCCUUGAAGGCAACGCUGAAGCCAAAAGAGGUCUUGAAAGCUACAAAACGAAAGCGGAAAGCGCCACAUGUGAGACAUGCAGUUCCGUCUAAACGAAGUAAAUCAGGAUCGAAUCAAGACAAAUCACAUCCAGUUUUCGACAAGGCUCGUGUUAAUGAUUACAUCCCUGAUAGCGCUGAAGUGAUUGAAAAUUCUAGCCUGGAGAAUGAUCUAGAGAAGUCGGCUAAAAGCCGUGACUUUGCUACACAAACGGAUGUUAGCAAUCACGAACUAUCGUACAAAGUAGUUAAAUAA